Messenger RNA from Wallemia ichthyophaga EXF-994, 2388 nucleotides. Its product is annotated as putative elongator complex protein 2. The transcript is spliced from 2 exons. The record is from RefSeq and is a predicted model, not a curated record. Gene Ontology annotation, biological process: tRNA wobble uridine modification. The coding region runs from base 1 to 2388 and encodes 795 amino acids. Lineage: Eukaryota; Fungi; Basidiomycota; Wallemiomycetes; Wallemiales; Wallemiaceae. Gene Ontology annotation, cellular component: elongator holoenzyme complex. Gene Ontology annotation, molecular function: protein binding.
AUGUCUUCUUCUUCUCACGCUUACGAUAAAAAAUAUAUUUCAAUUGGCUGCAAUAGAUCAACAAACGCUGCAGAUAUCAAUUAUAAAGGUUUUGUUGCUUUCGGUGGUGGUAAAUACGUUUGUAUCUGGAAUCCAAAUGAUACACGCUGUAAAGGCGUAAGCCAUACUCUACAAGGACAUAGCGGUGAUGUUAGAAUUGUCAAAUACCUUCAAUCAUUCAAAUAUUCAAACGAUUUGGUAUCAGGGUGUACAAACGGUAAAAUUAUCAUUUGGAAUGAUCAAUACGCUCCAAUUACAUCUAUAGACGCACACUCUAAAUCAAUUUCUGCAAUUGGUACUCUAAAUGCUCCCUUUGUUGAUAGGAAUAGUCACUUGCUAGUUACCGCUGGAUCAGACUCUCUACUUAAAGUUUGGAAUAUCGUUGAUUCUAAGACGGAACAGAUUCAGUCUAUCGACUUAGCAGGUAGAUUUGCUCUAGAUGUUAAUAUCUCUCUACUACCUCACUCAAAUACUCCUAUUAUGGCUCUUUCACUCACUAACAAUCGCAUCGAAAUCUGGAUAAUGGUUAACAACUCCUUCGUUAAGGCCUUGAGCUUAGAGGGUCACGAGGAUUGGGUUAGAGCACUCUCAUUCGCUAAUUUCCCAUCCGAUAACGGUGAUAAUCUUGUUCUUGCUAGUGGUUCUCAGGAUGGUUACAUUAGACUUUGGAACAUUACCACCCAUCUCGAUAACAAGCCAAACCUUCAAGUGAAUCUAGAUAAAUCUACUCUCAAUAGCGCUCUUUUAGAUGAUUUCGAGAGGAAAAUGCAGGAAUCGGACGCUACAACGUCUAGUCUUUCAACUAAAUCUCAUGUGUUCACAGAUCAGAAUACCUCUAAACAAUACAAACUCAACUUUGAAGCUUUGUUACUGGGUCAUGAUAGCUGGAUAACCGGUCUCCAUUGGCAUCCUGUACAGUGGGAGUCAGAUAGUAAAUAUAUACAGCCGCAAUAUCUAUUAAGUGCUUCAGCAGACAAAUCUAUGAUUCUAUGGGCACCUCAAUCUGAUGGUAUGUGGAUGAAUGAGAGAAGAUUCGGUGAAUUCGGUACAGGUGGAUUAGGUUUCUUUGGUGGACUUUUCUCUCCGAAUGGUAAAGAGGUCUUUGCUCACGGUCUCAACGGUAGCUUCCACAGAUGGGUGCACACACCCGAGAUGGGGCUGUGGCAACCAGAAUUAGCAAUCACUGGACACCCCAACCCAGUCAAAGAUGUCGUGUGGGAUCCAAACCAUCAAUUCUUUUUAUCGGCGUCUCUCGACCAGUCUACUCGCCUGCAUGGUCCAUGGAAGAGAAAUGGUGUCGAAUCGUGGCAUGAAUUAAACAGACCUCAGUCGCAUGGAUAUGAUAUGCAAGCGCUUGCUUUCAUUGGUGGUGAUUCUUCCCAAAUUGCUAGUGCGGCGGAUGAGAAGAUUGUCCGAACAUUCGAAGCACCAAAAGGAUGGAUCAGGAGUGCGAAGAAGUUAGGCGUAAUUGAUGAUAAUGUGGAUGAAGAAAGUCGUCCACUCGGUGCAUCCCUCCCUCCUCAGUCGCUUUCCAACCGUCUAGUCAAGAAUGACGAACAUCCUGAUGAGUUGAAGCUCAAGGAGGAGGAUAAAGAUUGGAGUUUGAGUCAUAGCUAUGGUACUCAGCUUGCUAAACCACCAGUUGAGGAGCAGCUGGUGACUAGUUUAUGGCCUGAAUCCAACAAAUUAUUCGGACACGGCUAUGAGUUGUUCAGUAUCGCAGCUGCUCAUCACUCCAAUUUACUAGCAACGGCUUGUAAGGCUCAGAGUGCAAAGCAUGCAGUUGUGAGAAUAACUGAUGCAAUCAAGGGUAUGCAUUAUGGUAAUCCUCUCGAAGGACAUACCCUUACCAUCACAAGUAUACAGUUUUCGCCUGAUGACAAAAUGAUACUAAGUGUGAGUCGAGAUAGAACAUGGAGACUAUUCGAGAAAGCGUCAGACAAGGAAGAGUAUAUUGCCGUCGCUGCUAAUAAAUCUCAUGGACGUAUCAUAUGGGAUUGCCAAUUCAGCAAUUGCGGUAAUGCAUUCGUCACAGCAUCACGCGAUAAGACUGUAAGAGUGUGGUGCAGAUCCGCAGGUAGCAAGGACAAUAGCAGUUGGGAUGCAGUAUGUGUGCUGAAAUUUGACGAGGCUGCAACAGCUGUGUCAAUGUCAGGAAAAUUACUGGCUGUUGGUUUAGAAAAUGGGCUAAUCGAAAUAUACGAAAAGAACGGUGAAAAUUUUGAUAGCUGGACAAAGCGCGCGAGUGUGGAAGAGCAUAACGGAUUCAUAAACAAAAUACGCCUAAGAAAUAGAUCUCUACUGAGCUGUUCAGAAGAUAAUAAAAUAGCUUUAUUGGAAUUGAAAUAA